AGCUUUCACGUACCUAGAGUAUAUUAUAACAAGAAAUAACCGCUUCAACAACUGACACGCUGGUCAUUCAAAUCCCAGAUCUAUCCGCUUUCACCGUUUUCUUUCGAGGCAGUAAAACAAAUCAUCGAUAGUAAUCAUGUCGACCACAACACUUAAGACUCGUUUCGGCGAGAUAGAGGUUGCCAAAGAUAUUGUGCAAGGAGACUUCGACACCAUCCCCGUCAUUGACCUGGCAAACAUGAAACACCCAGAUCUCGCAGAGAGAAAGAAGGUUGCCUCUGAGAUCUACAACGCUUGCGCCCGUGUUGGCUUCUUCUAUAUCAAGAACCAUGGAAUUUCCGAGGAGUCAGUCACGAAGAUCCAUGAUGCAGCUCACAAGUACUUUGCUCUUCCACUUGAGAAGAAGAUGGAGAGCUUCAUGGGCCAAUCAAAGAAUUUCCGGGGCUACACACCUCUUCUCGGGGGACACCAGAGCACGGAUCUGGAAGAGAACCCUUCUGGUAACUUGUCUGAAGCAUUCGACAUUGGUUAUGAGCUUGCGGGGGAUCGACAAGCUAAGAUUGACGAUGUUCUCCCUUCCGAUGACGCGGGUUUGUAUGGCUCCAACAUCUGGCCAAGAGAUGAAGUUCUUCCAGGUUUCAAGGCUACUUUCUUGGACUACUAUGGUCAGAUACUCGACCUUGGACGUGACCUUUUGAGGGUCUUUGCUUUGGCCCUUGCUCUGCCAGAGGAUCACUUUGACGGCGUUGUGAAACACCCAGGAUCUCUUUCGCGACUUAUGUUCUACCCACCCCAGAAAGUUGGCAUGGAUGAGCAUGAAGGAAUCACUCCUCACACGGACUAUGAAUGCUUCACAAUUCUCUCUCAAGAUGAAGUUCCUGCUCUUCAGGUCCUCAACGCAAACAACCAGUGGAUCAUGGCGAAACCGAUGAAGAAUCAUUUUGUGGUCAACAUUGGUGAUUUCUUCAGCUUCUGGACAAAUGGCAUCUUCAAGAGUACGAUCCACCGCGCUACAAACCUAACAGGACAACAACGCUACUCUGUACCCUUCUUCUUCGGCGUCGACUACAACGCUACAGUCUCCGUCCUUGAGAGCUGUAUCUCAGAGGGUAAUCCCGCGAAAUAUCCUGGCCCUGUCAAGGCAGGCGACUAUGUGAGAAAGCAGCUUUCAACAACCUAUGUUGUUCAUGGAGAAGAGGCUCCCGACCACGAAAAGGGUCAGUCGCUUGUGGUUAACCCUACUCAAGCCUAG
This is a messenger RNA of Amorphotheca resinae ATCC 22711, 1252 nucleotides long. RefSeq lists its product as hypothetical. The coding region runs from base 137 to 1252 and encodes 371 amino acids. Gene Ontology annotation, molecular function: dioxygenase activity. The transcript is spliced from 6 exons. Lineage: Eukaryota; Fungi; Ascomycota; Leotiomycetes; Helotiales; Amorphothecaceae. The record is from RefSeq and is a predicted model, not a curated record.